Messenger RNA from Suillus bovinus, 730 nucleotides. RefSeq lists its product as uncharacterized. The transcript is spliced from 4 exons. NCBI's taxonomy places the organism in Eukaryota, Fungi, Basidiomycota, Agaricomycetes, Boletales, Suillaceae. Bases 175 to 549 code for a protein of 124 amino acids. The record is from RefSeq and is a predicted model, not a curated record.
UGGAAGACAUGCCCACUAGGAAUGUCGAUUAUUAAGUUGUGUCGGCAGCACUUGCAGCUCGACUAGGAUGCAUGCUUGGCAUUGCCUUCAAACAGUUUAUUUUGUAUGCUAUGUUGAGCUUGCACGUUAGAUGCUCCUUCAAACUGAGCAGUGAGCAGUGUAUAAACGCAUCUAAUGACGUCUUGUCGAGCAAGGACCAACUCGACACUCAGACGAAGCGGUAUGAACGACUGUGUGGCUUGUCAAUUGACAUGCAUUAGAUUUAUAGCCGGCCCCUGCAGUUCCCGUUUCACGAAGACUAAAAAGUACGUUCAUAUGUUAUUCACUUGGCAUAUCAACUCCAUAACGCCUGUGUCUAUUUCUCAAAUAGUAGCGUCCUAUGUCUUGUUUUGUCAACAACAGCACCAAAACGAAAGCAGAAACAGGACUUACCAACGUGUCGCUAUGUGCAAGGUAUUCUGUUCUCUUACUGGGACGAUCAUAGCGGCCUUUAUUACCGUUCAUUGCAUAUUACGAGGCACAAAAGAUGGGUCAUCGGGUGAAAACUGAAUACAAAGUCAUCUGUCUCUACUCACAAGUGUCGCAGUCCAAUGUACUACAUCAGUAGCGAUUGCAUACAUGCGCUGGCGGACAUAGAUGCUGACAACGCUAUAAUAUCAGCGAGGAAGAAGAAACGUUUGUGCGAGGUAGUAUGAUUUCCCGAGAUGUUCGAUUUGGAUGGUACGAAAUG